Molecule: messenger RNA, 1522 nt
Organism: Maylandia zebra (zebra mbuna)
Lineage: Eukaryota; Metazoa; Chordata; Actinopteri; Cichliformes; Cichlidae
Gene: ankrd54
Product: ankyrin repeat domain 54
Molecular function (GO): protein binding
Source: RefSeq, a predicted model, not a curated record
UACCCGAUGAAGUGGAAAAUGUGCAAUAGGGGACAUUUUGAUGUGUGAAGGAAAAAGGCGUCCGCAGUUUAAACACUUUACAUUUUUCCAGGAUGCAGUGACGCCACCGGGAGAGUAACUGUGUUUUCUGACGCUGUGUAACGGCCCGAAGAGUCGGUGCAAGAUAAACAUGCUUCAGACGAGGCGGACUCCCGAUGCUACUCGCGGCUUUAUUUCCCUUUAGCUUCAGCAGGAGUUGUAAGGUACCUUAUGCAACGAGUACAGCGCAAAAAUAGCUUCUCUAUGCCAAGAUAAAGUAUGGAUGGGUGGAGCGCUAUCCCUGCCUCGGAUAAUGACCCGUCCAGCUCGGAGGGGGAAUACAUGGUGGAGCAGGGACCCGUAGAGGGAGCGGCGGACAGGGAGCAGCAGCGGGGUAACGUGGACGGGAUGGACGACAUGGGCAACGGUGCUGUCGGGUUUGGGAUGAGUGGGACAGGGGAGGGCAAAGUGGUGCUGGGUCGACUCGGACAGAGAGACGACAAAGAACUGAGGUACCUGCACUUGCUGUGGGAGCCGGGGCGAGGAGAGUUCGGUGCGGGUGAUGUGGCGUGCAAACUGGGGAAGAUAACGGGGAGCAGGGCCAGGCGGCACCACAGAGCCGUGCGGAACCUGGGUCCCAUCGGUAAAGAUGUUUAUGCUGCCAAAAGACUGAGGGAAGCAGCAAACAGCAAUGAUAUUGACACAGUCCGAAAGCUCCUGCAAGAUGAUAUAGACCCCUGUGCAGCAGAUGACAAAGGAAGGACAGCUCUUCAUUUCUCUUCGUGCAAUGGCAAUGAGAGCAUUGUGCAGUUGCUGCUGAGCCACGGUGCUGACCCCAACCAGCGAGACAGUCUGGGGAAUACCCCCCUCCAUCUGGCGGCCUGUACCAACCAUGUGCCUGUAAUCACCACACUGCUAAGGGGAGGAGCCCGCGUGGAUGCCCUUGAUCGAGCUGGCAGGACCCCACUGCAUCUAGCACGCUCUAAGCUGAACAUUUUGCAGGAGGGAGAUUCACGCAGCUUAGAAACACUGAGAGGGGAAGUCACACAGAUUAUUCAGAUGCUGAGAGAAUACCUGAAUUUAAUGGGCCAGAGUGAAGCUAAAGAGAGGCUGGAGCACAUUUCGACACAGUUGGAGCACACGCGCACCAAAGAGCAGGUGGAUGAAGUGACUGACUUAUUGGCCAGUUUUACAUCACUCAGUCUACAGAAACAGAAUUUGGGCGACAGGUAGAAGAUAAAACACUGAAGAAGUGAAACUCAGCGCCUCUUUUUUUGGGGGGGGGGCACAAGCUUCUGCUUUACUAGCUUCGACCUGGCCAGCACGAGCUGAACCACCACGCUGUGGUCAUCUCUUAAACUGAGCGUUAAGAUAAAUUGCCCUUUGGAACAGUUGUACUUUUUGUUAUAUAUGUUUGUUUUGGUAAUUAUUUGGUUGUUCUCAAACUGUGGGCUGUACCUCACUGGUGGGGUACAAAGCCACUGCAUGUGGCUUCAUAUAUGUG